Nycticebus coucang (slow loris) is the source of this 4045-nucleotide messenger RNA. It is a transcript of the gene VPS36, whose product is annotated as vacuolar protein sorting 36 homolog. Gene Ontology annotation, cellular component: late endosome membrane; ESCRT II complex. Gene Ontology annotation, molecular function: ubiquitin binding; phosphatidylinositol-3-phosphate binding. The transcript has 14 exons. The record is from RefSeq and is a predicted model, not a curated record. NCBI's taxonomy places the organism in Eukaryota, Metazoa, Chordata, Mammalia, Primates, Lorisidae. The coding region runs from base 124 to 1284 and encodes 386 amino acids. Gene Ontology annotation, biological process: protein transport to vacuole involved in ubiquitin-dependent protein catabolic process via the multivesicular body sorting pathway.
CUCCCGCCAACCCCGCCCACCCACCGCCAGGGGGCGCCGCAGGCUGCUCGGUGCGGAGCUCACGGCCUGGGAGCGCGGGCGGGCGGGCGCGGGCUAGUGGCGGCGGCCGGCCCGGCGGCGGCCAUGGACCGCUUCGUGUGGACCAGCGGCCUCUUGGAAAUUAACGAGACUCUAGUGAUCCAGCAGCGCGGGGUGCGCAUCUACGACGGCGAGGAGAAGAUCAAAUUCGAUGCUGGGACGCUCCUUCUUAGUACACAUCGUCUGAUUUGGAGAGAUCAUAAAAAUCAUGAGUGCUGCAUGGCCAUUCCUCUUUCCCAAAUUGUGUUCAUUGAAGAGCAGGCAGCUGGAAUCGGGAAGAGUGCCAAAAUAGUGGUUCAUCUUCACACAGCUCCUCCUAACAAAGAACCUGGCCCAUUCCAGAGUAGUAAGAACUCCUACAUCAAACUUUCUUUCAGAGAACAUGGUCAGAUUGAGUUUUACCGGCGUUUAUCAGAGGAGAUGACCCAGAGGAGAUGGGAGAAUGUGCCAGUUUCCCAGUCAUUACAAACACGUAGAGGACCCCAGCCAGGAAGAAUAAGAGCUGUAGGAAUUAUAGGUAUUGAAAGGAAACUGGAAGAAAAAAGAAAAGAAACAGACAAAAACAUUUCUGAGGCUUUUGAAGACCUCAGCAAGCUAAUGAUCAAGGCUAAGGAAAUGGUGGAAUUAUCAAAAUCAAUUGCUAAUAAAAUUAAAGAAAAACAAGGUGACAUCACAGAAGAUGAGACCAUUAGGUUUAAAUCCUACUUGCUGAGCAUGGGAAUAGCUAACCCAGUGACCAGGGAAACCUACGGCUCAGGCACACAGUACCACAUGCAGCUGGCCAAACAGCUGGCUGGGAUAUUGCAGGCACCUUUGGAGGAACGAGGGGGAAUCAUGUCACUGACGGAGGUGUACUGUUUAGUAAACCGUGCUCGAGGAAUGGAAUUGCUCUCACCAGAAGAUUUAGUGAAUGCGUGCAAAAUGUUGGAAGCACUGAAAUUACCUCUCAGGCUCCGAGUUUUUGACAGCGGCGUCAUGGUAAUUGAGCUGCAGUCCCACAAGGAAGAGGAAAUGGUGGCCUCGGCCCUGGAGACAGUUUCAGAAAAGGGAUCUCUAACGUCAGAAGAGUUUGCUAAGCUUGUGGGAAUGUCUGUCCUCCUGGCCAAAGAAAGGUUGCUGCUUGCAGAGAAGAUGGGCCAUCUUUGCCGAGAUGACUCAGUGGAAGGCUUGCGUUUUUACCCAAAUUUAUUUAUGACACAGAGCUGAGGGUUUCGCAUUUGAAAUCCUUUUUGUCCAUGUGCUUGCGUUCAUGUAGAGGUUGUAUGACAUUGAACUAAGAGACAAACCCUGAUCACCUGAGAAUUCAUUGGAACUUCACAGUAGAAUGUAAAAAACUCUUCAUUUCUGCUUAAGUAGUAUGAUCCAGGAAGAUUAUUUAGGAUACACAUAGGAAAAUAAGAAAAAUGAAUGCCAGUAUGAAUUUAAAAUCAUGUUAUAGUUGUAUAGAACCCUCAGAGUUUAACUUGAAAUAGGAAUUUUAAUUUGAUCUUCAAAUCUCACCAUUCUAUAAACAAAGGAAUUUAGUUUUGCAGAGAAGGAAAAGAAAGGUGGCCUGUUGGGACAGGUUGGCUUAUUAUUUUGGUGUGACUAAAAUUCACUCGAUUAUAAUUGAAGUUUUUCUCCACCCCUGCCAUGCCCAUUUUGGUUUUUUUUUUUAAUGAAGGAAGUUAUAUCCUCUAGGGGGCUGAAGAACAGCGCAACAUCACACAGAGUCUGGACUGCAGCAGGUCACACGAGGCUCCUGUUAGAGCUUUAGAAACAGUCACAGGCGUGUCUUCAGCAGACUAAGUAAAACACCUUUGUGAAAGGAGAGAAUUUGAUUUGACUUAAUAUAUACUCCAACUAGUUUCUUUUCAUUUUUUUAAAUGAUGAUUUCAUGGCAUUUAAAGAAUGCAGCUAUGUCAUUUUGUGAAAAAAAAUGUUGUGGAUUUUGAAACUGAACUAGGAAGCUGUAUAGACAUGCCCAGAGUCAUGAUUACAAAAUUUGGAAGGUGAACAGCUCAAGAAUUCCCUAGGACCAUUGUGCAGGUGGAAGGGCAGAGUGAACCUUCCGUAGCUUUAUAGGAAGCUUCGUGUUCUUUUACCUCACAAGCCACAGACAGGAAAUAGAAAGUGGAAAAGUAAUAGCUUUUUUUCCUUCAAGAAGUUUCAACAACAAACUUUUAAAAAUCUAUUAUAUUCCAGUAAUAUUUUUUUCUUUGCUCCAUACAUUAUAAAUUAUGUGGAAUAUUCUAGUAAAAAUUCCUGAGGCCCUGAGAGAACAGAAGCUGGCUGAUGCCGCUUGGAGAUGGCAUGAGUUUUACAGAGGACUGCCUGACUUCCUAUCGCUGUGCUGCCUGCAGUAUGCCGGCGCUAUCUCAAACUCAGGGACCCCACAGGACAGGAGACCCCCUUUGUGAGACAGAGUGGGAAGUGGAAGGGUAAUGAUGGUUUCGCCCACACCUCCAGAAGGCAUAGGGAGAACCCCUGGGACCAGGAGAAGGCCUGCUCAGGGUCACAUUCUGGGACCCCUAAGUUUUCCAAACCUGUCACUGACUCUUCAUUGUAGUGACAGAUCCCCAAUAUCCCCCAGUGCACACAUACACAGGACAUACCUCACCUGGCUAAGACUUUUAGCACAGUAAUUGCCACGUGGGUUGUAUUUAGCUUACACGAGUUUGGAGCCCAGGGCCUCAGGAAGCAUAUGUAACUCACAGGUCUUUGACCUAAUACAACACUGGCCACAAGGGAAAACAAUUUUUUUUCUAGUGUGGCAGUCAAUGUGUUAAAACUUACAAGGAUAAAUAAUAAUCUGUUUCGCCAGAUCAACUGAGUUGCAAAUAUUGGAACUACUAGAUCUAAUGGUUUGGAUUCACAUACUUAUUUACUCACGUGUGACAACUCAUUAACAAAAGUGUAGCAAUCUGAAUUAUAUAAGGUGAACUACAGAGGAAGAAAAGUAACAUGCAUAUAUUUUACAAAUGUCAUUAAUUAAAAAACAAGUAUGAUUGAUUUUAUUAUUUGUAAAGUGGGCAUUCUUCACUAUUUUCAGACCUUUGUAUGUGUGUGUGUAUAUAUACACACAUAUAUAUAAUUUUUUUUUUGACAAAUAAUGUGUCCUUUUCCCUCUAAUGUAGGAAUUAUUUUUAGAUACAAUGAAUUGGGCCCUAAGUGCAAAAAAGUUCUGUCUCGGUGCUCACUGGAAUGAUUAUUCCUUUUGCUUUCCUAACUUUGCUCCUUAGGAGCAUGAAUUUUAUAGCUUUAUGGCAAUGGGAUAUUUUUAGUCAUUUACUGUCAAGAAUAAAUUUUUUACUUUGUAUAAGUAAAGGUUGUUUUCAGGGUUACAUGAUUGGUGUUAAUGUAUAUAGAGUAAAAUUAUUGCAAAAUUUUAAAAUGAUUUUUCUUAACUUGGUGUUCUUUUUAAGUACUCUUUGAAAAAUACAUGAAAGUGAUAGGGCUUUGGUCAUACUGGUUUGUUAAAACCAGUAUGUUAAAAGUUCUUUUAGAUUUCAUAAUCGAGAGAGUUGCUUGACAUCAAGCUCUUAGUAUUUUAGUUGUCUUAAAAGGAUGGGAAAUGAGUCAUGAAUUGUUUUGGUUAUUUUAAAAUUCUUGAUAUGAAUUCCACUGUUGAUCAACCAUGUGUAUUCAUAUAAAUGUACUUUCUCUUAUUCCCUGUUAUCAGAGAACAUGGAUUUAUCGUGUCAUUAUUCUCAUGCUCAAGUACUUGAAAUGGUUGGCUCUUGUCCAACAGUGUAAGAGUCUUCAUUGUGGGACAGUGGAGUCACAACUCCUAAGGUGGUUAGGUUUUAAAGACAGUGCCUGAGGACAAACUCGAGCACAUUCAAAAUGAUCCUUGAAAAUCUAAAUUACUAAUACAAGUUUCUUUAUAGUCUUAAAAGUUUGAAUCCUUGGGGAAUGUACAUAGGUAUGAAUAUAUUAUGCAUAUCAGAAAUACAGCGUAUAAUAAAAACUGCGUAUCAACAAUUCA